This is a messenger RNA of Closterium sp. Naga37s-1, 1773 nucleotides long. NCBI's taxonomy places the organism in Eukaryota, Viridiplantae, Streptophyta, Zygnematophyceae, Desmidiales, Closteriaceae. The record is from the annotation of a GenBank genome assembly.
AUGCCUCCUAAGUCGAAGAAAGAGGGUCCAGUCGAGAGGCCCAUCCUCGGUAGAUUCUCCUCGCAUCUUAAGAUCGGUAUUGUCGGCCUGCCCAAUGUCGGCAAGUCAACGCUCUUCAACACGCUAACCAAGCUCUCUAUCCCCGCUGAGAACUUCCCCUUUUGCACCAUCAACCCCAACGAGGCUCGCGUCAAUGUGCCUGACGAGCGAUUUGACUGGCUCUGCCAGCUGUUCAAGCCCAAGAGCGAGGUCUCCGCCUUCCUGGAGGUGAACGACAUUGCAGGGCUGGUGCGCGGAGCUAACGAAGGGGAGGGAUUGGGCAACGCUUUUCUCUCGCACAUCCGGGCCGUUGAUGGCAUUUUCCACGUGUGCCGUGCCUUUGAUGACGCGGACGUGAUUCACGUGGAGGAUACUGUUGAUCCGAUCAGGGACCUGGAGAUCAUUCACAACGAGCUGCGGCUGAAGGACAUUGAGUUCAUGGAGCGAGCCAAGGAGGACUAUGAGAAGCAGCUCAAGCGCAGCAACGACAAGCAGCUCAAAAUCGACCACGAACUGUGCUUGAGGGUUUUGGCGCAUCUGAAUGAGGGCAAGGACGUGCGGCUGGGCGAGUGGAAGGCAGCUGACAUUGAGGUGCUCAACACGUUCCAGCUGCUGUCUGCCAAGCCCGUCGUCUACCUGGUGAAUCUUACGGAGAAGGACUACCAGCGCAAGAAGAACAAGUGGCUCGCCAAGAUCCAUGGCUGGGUGCAGGAGCACGGGCAGGACCCCAUCAUCCCGUUCAGCGGUGUGCUGGAGUCGAAGCUGGCUGACAUGCCGGCUGACGAGGUUGCCACCUACUGCAAGGAGAACGACAUUCAGAGUGGCCUUCCCAAGAUCAUAAAGACGGGGUUUGCAGCCAUCAACCUCAUCUACUUCUUUACAGCAGGGCCUGACGAGGUGAGGUGUUGGCAGAUUCGCAAGCAGACCAAGGCACCGCAAGCAGCAGGGGCCAUCCACACUGAUUUCGAAAAGGGCUUCAUCUGUGCUGAGGUGAUGAAGUUUGAAGAUCUAAAAGAGCUUGGAUCAGAGUCUGCAGUGAAGCAGGAGGUUUCAUUUCGCGUCGCGAAAAUGGCUGCUUCCGCUGCGUUGCUGACGAAUCAGAUCGCUUCACUGAGCAUCAGGUCAUCAGCAUGCCUCAAGUCUGAUUUUGACGGCCGUGCUCUCACACUCUCCUCGCCUCUCGUCGCCGCGGCGCCCUCCAUCCGCCGCCGCGCCGCGGUCGCGUCAGCCGCUCCGCCCGCCGCCGCUGCCGCCGCGGUCUCCGCAGCAGCCCCCGCCGUCGCCGCGUCGCUAGCGCUCGAUGAUGACGUGGACACGUCCAGCCGGCGGUACCCGCCAUUUGCGGCCUUCAGGAUCCACGGCACGGGCAGGAGAAAGACGGCCGUGGCGCGCGUGGGGCUCAUCGAGGGCAACGGGGAAAUUUUCGUGAACGGGCUGCCCCUGAACGAAUAUUUCCAGAACCAGGCGCUCAUGAUCCAGGCUGUGAAGCUGCCGCUCUCCUCUUUGGGCUACGAGGGCAAGUACGAUGUGGUGGUGAAGGCACACGGAGGGGGCCUCAACGCACAGGCCCAGGCCAUGGUUCUGGGUAUCGCUCGUGCUCUCGUUGCUGCCAGCGCUGCCAACCGCCCGCCCCUCAAGGCCCAGGGCAUGCUCACGCGUGAUGCUCGCUCGGUAGAGCGCAAAAAGUAUGGGCUCAAGAAGGCCCGCAAGGCCCCCCAGUUCUCCAAGCGUUAA